Molecule: messenger RNA, 4177 nt
Organism: Saccoglossus kowalevskii
Lineage: Eukaryota; Metazoa; Hemichordata; Enteropneusta; Harrimaniidae
Source: RefSeq, a predicted model, not a curated record
AAACGGUGUGGUUCGGUCAGCAGUGAUAACGUACCUCGAUGCAAGGAAAUGUGCUCAGAGCAAGAAGUGAAAUGUACAAAUCUAAAGAGUGUGGAGAUACGUAUCAAGGCGUGGAUCUGAUGUUUUUCAUACCCUGGUUAUAGAGGCUAUAGAUCUUACUUUGCGAGUUAAAGAACACAUCGGAACUAUGGCUUUUCGAUGGAAAAAGACAAAAUUUGCUGUCACUUGUCUUUAUUUACUCAUAAUUAUCAACUUUUUGGUGCUGUUUUAUUACGUGCAUUUCUCCACCUCAGAACAGAAAUCAAAAUUUGGUGGAAGAAUUAUAUCAGAAGCUAAAGUCAUCCUAAGAAAAGAAUUCCUGAGAAAAAUAUACGAGGAUGGAGAAAUUAUUGGUGCUGCGGACUUUGAUAAUAAUGUUGUUUUAAUGUCUAGAGAAUCAGAGGAGAAACAAAAAGCGGAGAAAAUAAUUCAAAACUAUGUUAUUGGUAAUCAUAAAGAAGAAAUUUUGGCGGAAAAUGAAUUGUUUGAAGAUGAUACAGUUCCUAGAAAUGUCAUUGUGGCUGAAAAUGAACUGAAUGAAGAUGAUACAGUUCCUAUACAGACCGAUAGUCUGUCCGUGCAUAUUGACAAUAAUGCCCUCAAUGGUGAAAACAGUGAAAGCCUGAAUACCGAGGAUAAACAUUAUUAUGUGAAAUAUUUAGAAGAUGAGCUGCAUGAUAGCGUAUUAGCCAUGUCGAUCAGAGGAAAAUUGCAGUUACCAGUUGAAGAAGUGCAAAAGAGGAUCUUACCGUUGACUAAUCUUCUGACCAAUCACGAAGGCGCUUGUCGUAAUUUAAAAGGCAUUUCAUUGGUCACCUUUGUGACGUCAUUGCCGGAAAAUGUCGAACAAAGAGAGACUAUAAGGAACACGUGGGGUAAAGUGUUAAAAGAACGCUAUAAUGCGGCAGUAAUGUUCGUAAUUGGUGUGAGUUUAGAUGACGAUAUUGAUAUCAGGAGUGAACACGUUUAUUCUCAAGAUAUUAUUCAAACAAGUUUUUUAGAUACCAGCAAGACCCGUAUACUAAAAACAAUUACUAUGCUGAGAUGGAUUACAGAGUUCUGUGCAAAUGCGAAAUUUAUUUUGAAAACAAACGAUGCCACUUUUAUACAACCCGAGAUUCUUUUUUCGGAGCUUGGGCACGUGAAUGAUUCAAAGAUAGUAAUUGGAAGGGCUCUUGCUGGAAUACGCCCGCAACGAGAUCCCAAUAAACAUACUUUCGUUUCUAUUGAUACAUGGCCUGAGUCUAGAUACCCAGUAUAUCUGGAAAAUCCAACGUAUAUCUUGUCUGGGGAUGUUGCUCAUGAACUAUAUGUAGUUGCCAUGGAAACUCACCUAUUUCCACAUGAUGAUGUUUACCUUGGAAUACUUCUUCAUGGAAUUGAUGUGGAGCUACGUGAGUCAGCCAGGAUCGACCCAAGAGGAGUAACACGGUUUAUUUGUGAUGUUUCUAAUGCAUUGUCUAUAAGCUCUCUUAACAAAAACACAAUAGAAACAUAUUGGAACACAUUGGAAGUAUAUCCAGGAAUUUGUAAAGAUGAUGAGACUUUUGAAGAGAAACAACUCUAUGUACAGAAUCCCUACUAUCAGUGUGCACAGGCUUCUCUCACUCGGAAGACAGUGCUCCUUUUUCUGAUAUUCAGUGAUGCUGUUAACGCCCCGCAAAGAUAUUCCAUAAGAGACACAUGGGCGAACUACAAUCAGAUGAAUCUGAAUAAUGCAAUAACUAUCUUUGUCAUCAGAAUGCCCAAAAAUAAGAUAUUAAAGGCGUCAGUAGAAGUGGAGAACCAUGAAUUCGCAGAUAUUCUCGUUUUGUCAAAUAAUCUUGGGAAGAUUGAUAUCAUUUUAUCUGCCUUACAGUGGGUUAAACGUUUCUGUUAUACUGUCAGUUUUGUUGUCAGAGUAGAAGACGAUGUCAUAUUUCUGUCAAAUAAUUUGUUGAAAGUUUUAGAAAUGAUCCCGAAUAAACGACUAGCCCUUGGUGAUGUACGUGAACGUGGAGAACAGUUAUUCCAUAGAAAGGGGAGUCAAUGGGUUCUAGACAGUCAUCCUAGUCCGUCCUUAAAAUAUAUUGACUCGCAUGCAUAUGUUAUAUCCUAUGACCUUAUCGGAGACAUUUUGCACAUUUCUGAAAACUACAAAAUGAUCAAUGUCAGUGAGGAAUCCUAUUUUGCAAAAAUAUUCAAUGAUUUAAAUAUUAACCUUGUGCAUCAUCCUGGAUUUGAUAGUCGUGGUCAGCUUAGACAUCUCUGUGAUUUGAACCGAGCAAUCACAUCAAGAUACAUGUCAAGUACUGAUGACAUGAUGUUCAAAUAUUGGAAAGGCAUCAACGAAUGGGCGCCAUUGUUAUGUCACAGUGUAAACUUAGGAAGAUCAAUUAUGAUUGGUGGAGGAAGCAAAGUCAGAGAAUCUAAUGUACAGUUCAGUCCGCAUGACUAUGUUUACCUGAUAAAUGAACCUGAGAAGUGUUCUGUGUUUGACAGCACUCAAGAGCUUACCAUAUUGUUGGGGAUCGUAUCCAGGGCACGAGAAUCACAAAUUAGGCAUAUCAUCCGUUCUACCUGGGGGAGCAAGUAUCACCAUGGUAACGUGAGGGUUGUUAGCGUGUUUAUGAUUGGCACAGAGAGUAAUGGUGAAAAUAAAAUUGCAGAAGAAUCUUAUUUAUAUGGUGACAUAAUACAAGAGAACAUCAAAGAGAACUACAAGAACUUAACUCUCAAAACGAUAAUGUUAUUGAAGUGGGCAUCUACGUAUUGUACACGUGUUGAUUACGUCAUCAAAAUCGACACAGAUGUGUUCCUCAACGUUGAUAAUAUGGUGGAACUGCUGAAAUAUGCCCCGAGAACGUCAUUCUAUCUUGGGGAGACAAAGGUUGAGACCCACCCUAUUAGACAGCCACGGAGUAAGUGGUACACCCCUGUAGAUGCCUGGAUUGAGUCUACUUAUCCCCCAUAUAAUGAUGGCCAUGCCUAUGUUAUGUCUAUAGAUGUUGUCCAAAAAGCAUACCACGCAUCGAUGACGUCAGUUUUAUUUCCUUGGGAGGAUGUCUACAUUGGUAACCUCCUAGCAAAUUUUGGAGUAGCUCCUCUACCUCAUAAACGUUUUGAUCGGAUGAAUUUCUACAAGAGGGCCUGUGACUUGAGGCAUUGUCUCACCUCUCAUGGAUUUGAUCCAAUGCGAAUGUUUUACAGUUGGUCAUAUCUGGAAAAAUGCAACACCGAUCCCAAUGGAUGUAUCUGCAAUAAUAAGCAACCAGGACACGUGACAUUCAAUGACCUAUCAUGGAAUAACAAGAAGAACAUACGCCACCCGUCAGAUUGUCUUCAAAGUGACAAUGCUGACACAUUUCUUCUCGUCGUUGUCAUGACAUCUUCAGUCAAAUACUCCUCUCGGAUGAUGGCACGCCUGUCGUGGGCGAUGCCUAAGUCGGUAGAUGGGAAAAGGGUUCAAAUCGUGUUUUUAGUGGGCUCUACUGAAGACGUUUAUCUUCAAACGUUCAUAUUUAAUGAAAACAUUGUCGAACAAGAUAUACUUGUAGGGAGAUUCCCAGAGCAUAACUCGGCAAAAGGAUUUUCUGAAAUGCAGCAAUUUGCCAUUCAGUGGUCAUCUCAAUGCGGAUUUCCCGAAUAUAUGAUGUUUGUGACAGAGGACAUGUUUGUAAACGUUGACAAUGUAGUAAGAUUUCUGGUCAAUGAUGCUGUUUCAUCGCCAUUGGAUGCACCAUCGGGGCUUGUGUAUCACUGUAUAGGUAGCUUCUGUAAAUGUAAACAGCAUGAUUAUCCUGAUAGUGUAAACUCUGUUAGUAUUCUGUCCCACCAGACACUGAGAAAAUUAGUAAGAUAUAUGCAACACUUGAGGCAGGAACCCGCGCUGAAACAAACAUACGAUUUAGUUGAAAUGUAUCAGCUGGUGAAUGUUUCUGUGAGAAGUCCGCAUGCUUUUGAUGUUAGAGGGCGCUAUAUGUACCGUCACUCAGGCAUGUGCAAGUUACAUCAAGUAUUGGUGGCGUCACACUUCACUACCCACCAGUCCGUUGUUGCUCAGUCAUUCCUAGAUGAGUCUUACUACGCAUGCGCAAACUAUUUACGCGACCAAGAAAAAGCCAUUGGCAGCAGUGUUUGCACGGCUCAUUUGAAUUAA